AUGGCAUGCGUUGUGCAGGACUGGGCGGCAAAUUCAGCUUUGGGGAAAUCAGGAUUUUUAGCUGCGUUCACACUGAUAUUCUUGUCAGAAAUUGGAGAUAAGACAUUCUUCCUGGCAGGGCUCCUGGCUAUGAAGGUUGGACGUGCCAUAAGUUUUAUUGGCUCAACGCUUGCGUUGGCCCUGAUGACUGUCAUCUCAGUUCUCAUAGGUUAUGGAUUCAAGAGUGUGCCUGAUGCCCUCAAGAGCAGUGUGCCCGUUGGCCGCUACUUGUCCGUAGCUUGCAUGGUGUACUUUGGCGUGCGAACCCUGCAGGAAGCAUGGCAGACACCGGAUGAACCAGAUGAUGGAGGCGAGUUUGCAUCUGCACAACUAAGUCUGGACGAGGCGGAAAAGAGCGGAGGACUAAAAAGCCAGACAGCUUGGCAGGCGGUGCUGCAGGUUGGCUCCAUUAUUUUCUUAGCUGAGUGGGGCGACCGUUCUAUGCUGGCCACAGUGGCGUUGGGUGUCUCACAUUCACCCCUUGGUGUUGGUGUCGGCGCCAUACUUGGCCACGGGCUUGCCACGCUGCUGGCCGUCACGGGGGGUGCUCUUGCAUCUCAGUACGUCUCGGAAAAAACAUUGGGAUUCAUUGGCGGAACACUCUUCCUCGUUUUUGCCGUAGCAACUCUUCUUGGUGCGUUCUGA
Coccomyxa subellipsoidea C-169 is the source of this 684-nucleotide messenger RNA. RefSeq names its product UPF0016-domain-containing protein. Bases 1 to 684 code for a protein of 227 amino acids. The record is from RefSeq and is a predicted model, not a curated record. Gene Ontology annotation, molecular function: calcium ion transmembrane transporter activity; manganese ion transmembrane transporter activity. The transcript is spliced from 5 exons. Gene Ontology annotation, biological process: Golgi calcium ion homeostasis; calcium ion transmembrane transport; Golgi calcium ion transport. Gene Ontology annotation, cellular component: Golgi apparatus; chloroplast. NCBI's taxonomy places the organism in Eukaryota, Viridiplantae, Chlorophyta, Trebouxiophyceae, Coccomyxaceae.